CGUGCUGGUGAUCGCGACAAGCAUUGUCCCUUUUACCAAAUCAUCGUCUUCUCCUCUCCCGCGCCGAAGCUUCCUCGGACAAGUGCGGCGUGAGUAAGAGACCCGGCGGACAAGAAACCUCUCCCCCCACCUUCGUUGCGGAAUUGCAUCGCCUUCGGCUUGAGCCAAUUGACUUGACCUCACUCCCUCCCCCCACCUACCUCACUCCCGUCGUCCUCUUCUUCCUCCUCGCCCUCGUCGCGGAGCGGAGUGGAGGCGCGCGUUCCGGGACGGCACGGGACAGGAGCGGAGGAAGCUCAUCUGGGUGUUGGCCUCAUCCCCUGCACAAGCUGAGGAAUGGGGCAAAAGGACUCCAAGCCUUCAAAUGGAUAUGGCUACUCUUCUGAUUACGGGGGUACUUCAUCGGGAUAUAACUUGAGAAAUACUGGAAGUACGUCCUCCAGUUAUGGCGCGAGGUAUGUGCCUUCUUCAGAGAACAAUGUACAGCCAGAAACACAUGCCAGGUUGCAGAGGAAGUAUUCCAGGAUUGGUGAUGACUAUCGUUCUCUGAGUCAGGUGACUGAAGCUUUGGCGCAAGCAGGCCUUGAAUCUUCAAAUCUUAUCGUAGGCAUUGAUUUUACAAAGAGCAAUGAAUGGACAGGUAAAAUUUCAUUUAAUCGCCGCUGCCUACAUGAUAUUGGAAACACUCCGAACCCAUAUGAGCAAGCUAUAUCUAUUAUUGGAAGGACACUUUCAGUAUUUGAUGAAGAUAACUUGAUUCCCUGCUUUGGAUUUGGUGACGCAUCAACUCAUGAUCAGGAGGUAUUCAGCUUUUACCCAGAGAACCGCCCAUGCAACGGAUUUGAAGAGGCACUAGACAGAUACAGAGAAAUCGUUCCAACUCUUCGAUUAGCAGGACCUACAUCUUUCGCUCCGAUGAUCGAGACAGCAAUUGGAAUUGUUGACAGCACUGGUGGUCAAUAUCAUGUUCUUCUGAUAAUCGCAGAUGGACAGGUUACCCGAAGUGUCGAUACACAAUCUGGACAAUUGAGUCCACAGGAGCGGGAUACUAUAGAUGCAAUAGUAAGAGCAAGCCAGUUCCCCCUGUCAAUUGUUCUUGUUGGGGUUGGUGAUGGACCAUGGGACAUGAUGCACCAGUUUGAUGACAAUAUACCUGCUCGGUCAUUUGACAAUUUCCAGUUUGUGAACUUCACGGAGAUUAUGUCAAAGAGCAUAGCAGCUGACAGAAAGGAGGCAGAAUUUGCAUUGUCAGCGCUGAUGGAAAUCCCUACACAGUACAAAGCAACACUUGAUCUCCAACUCUUAGGCCGCCGCCAAAGAAUAACUCCAAGAAUUGCUCUGCCGCCACCAACAAGGACUGCUUAUUCACGGACUACUAGCUUUAGCCAACAGUCUGGUGUUUAUUCGCGAUCAAGUAGCUUUGACCAACAAACAAGUGUCUACCAGCAACGUUCUGAGAGCUUGAAACAGCAGCAACCUGCAGCCCCAAAGGGACCUGACACUUACGUAUCAGAAAGUGCUCUGGAGGACAGAAUUCUGUGCCCCAUCUGCAUGUAUAAAUCGAAGGACCUUGCAUUUGGGUGUGGACAUCAGACUUGCUAUGAAUGCGGGAGAGAUUUGGAGCGCUGCCCUCUGUGCCAGCAACACAUAACCACGAGGAUCAGGCUCUACUGAUUUGAAGCCAAUGGGAUUGAAAAAUGUUCAGAACCAGCUUUGAUGCUACUGUGCUUCAUCAUUUUGUAAUUCUGAAUGAGAUAACACUGUCUCAGUAGUUUCGCUACACUAGUUAUGCCAAAAGGAAGCGCACCAGAAAAUAAUGUACAGAUUUUUCCUCCUUUUAUCUCUUUUGUUAGGUAAACAAGUUAGACAGCAGUAAAAUUCUGAAUGAGAUAAUGGAUAUUGUGAAGCAAAACUAUCGCCAUGGAAAAUAUGCAUUCUGUAUGCAAUGACCCCAUGGAUUAAAGCUUCAGUAAUAAGUAAGAUGGUCACAUCUAUAUAUAUUGCACUUAUGUUCCAGUAA
Molecule: messenger RNA, 2020 nt
Organism: Zea mays
Lineage: Eukaryota; Viridiplantae; Streptophyta; Magnoliopsida; Poales; Poaceae
Product: copine-1
Exons: 13
Coding region: 337-1674 (445 amino acids)
Biological process (GO): protein ubiquitination
Cellular component (GO): nucleus
Molecular function (GO): ubiquitin-protein transferase activity
Source: RefSeq, a predicted model, not a curated record